GGCUCAUCUGUAAUAAUUAUGGUUUGAAUUCUUUCAGCAGGAACCAUGUGAGAGCCGUGUCCUCUUUAACUUCUUUAAGAAGAAACUGGUUGUUCACAUCAUUCUCCUCAGAGCUCAGAGCUGCACCUGCAGAGCCGACGAGCGAGGGAGGGGACGCGGGCGGCUGUUUGUUCAGGUGUCAGAGUCUCAGAGACGUUCAGGGCUUCGCUCCUGUGCCACAGCUGGUCUGUCAACAUGCGCUGUGGGAGGUCGACAGUCACCAUGAAGCAGCAGCCAACGAUCACCCAGCCCCACCCGCCGUCCGGGGGAGACGCCCUGCCGCUCUGCCGCUUCCCAUCAACCAUUGCUGCAGAUGUAGACUGGACUGGACUCCCCAAGCUGGUCUGUUGUCCUGGUCCUGGUCCUGGUCCUGGUCCUGAGGAGGUCUGGCCCCAGAAAAUAAUCCAGAUCCGUUUUGUUCCUUGUGAAAAACCCCUUCCUGACCGUGACCCUGAUCCUCGUCCGUCCUGAUGGAGGAUGAGUACUUCAGGGAUGAACAUCUGCUCUCUGAUCAGUUAUCGAUCGAUGAUUCAGGGCCCGGAGCUCAGGAGGUCAGGAGGUCGCGUGGGAAGCGUCUGAAACUUCUCGCCGCUCCUCUCCCUCUCCCUCCCUCUCUCACCUCUUGAUCCAGGAUCGAUCGCUCGGAUCGGUUAUCGACCAGUCAUCGGCGGCUUCAGGUGGUCGGUGUGUAGCCUCGUGUUCGGUCUACCUCCUCCGGGCGACAUGAGACUGAGCCCGCGCGGAGCUCUCCUCUCCUCCCCCUCCUCCUGUUUUCCCUUUCCCCGCUCUUUGUCUCUCUUUAAUUUUCACACGAAAAGUCCCAGAACGGACCCGGAUCGGUCCGGAUCAGUACAGCACGGUACUGGAUCAGCUUAGCCCAGCGCCAACCGCUGGUUCUGACCCAGCAAACUCCGGUUGGACCUUCAGUGUGUCAGACUUGGUGUGACGAAGUGAUGUGCAUGUGACAUUCAGAAGUCCCCAGGAUUUUCCUCUUAUUUCCUGAGAGCCUGACAAACACAGACACGUGGCCCUGAACACAGCUGGAGCCAGUUUAAAGGUCCGAACGCCCCAGAUCACGUGAUAAUAAAGACCGUGAGGAGGCUCAGAUCUGAGGACAGUGACCCUCAGCAGGAGGAAGGAGCUGUUGUGAAUUUAUUACUGUGAUAAUCACUGAUCAGGAUCUGUGGUCUGUGAUCUGUGUGACGCUCAGGUGUUAACCUUUGGAGCGUCUACCUGCAGACUGUUUAUCAGGUAGAUAACAGGUGAACUGCUCGGCUCAGCGGCGAAUCUGAGGAGUGAAACACACCUGGGGUCAGACGCACACUUUCUCUCCUGGAUUGUACUGAGCUGCAGGAUCAGAGCGUUGAGCUGUUGGAGGACAGGUAAAGGAAACACACCUGGACUUGAACAGGAGAGCAAACAGCACUCACACUGAGAGACACACACUUUAAUGAAGACAACAUGGCGGACAGGAAGUCAGUGUGUUGUGGCGUUUCUGCUCUGGAGGCUACGUUAGCUGUUUUGUUCAUCCUCAUGACGGCCGUGUGUGUGACGCUGAUCACACUGAUGGUUACCUGGAAAACACAUACAGGCCCGGAGACUCAGCACGAACCUUACCUGAUCGGAGUGGGCCGAGCCGACUGCACUGGGCCGCCUGCUGAAGUCCCUCUGAUGGGUUAUGCGAACCCUCAGCAGACGGCUGCAGGCAUACACACCCGCCUGUACAGCCGAGCCUUCAUCAUCGAUGACGGGAGGCGGAGAGUCGUGUUCGUCACUGCAGACGUAGGAAUGAUAUCACAGAGGCUGCGACUGGAGGUUCUGCAGGCGUUGCAGGUGAAGUACGGGGAUCUGUACCGGCAGGAUAAUGUGGUUCUGAGUGGGACUCACACUCACUGUGGACCGGCCGGAUAUUUCCAGUACACACUGUUCAUGAUCAGCAGUAAAGGUUACAUCAAGGCGUCCAUCGAGCCUCUGGUCAACGGCAUUGUCAAGAGCAUAGACAUAGCCCAUCGUAACAUGAGGCCAGGCAGGAUUUACAGGAACAGAGGAGAGCUGGACGACAGCAGCCUGAACAGAAGUCCUCACUCCUACCUGAACAACCCCGAGAGCGAGAGACACAGGUAUAAGUGGAACACAGAUAAACAGGUGUUGGUGCUGAAGUUCACAGAUCUGGAUGGAGACGGGAUCGGUAUGCUCAGCUGGUUCGCCGUCCACGCCGUCAGCAUGAAUUACACCAACCGCAUGGUGAGCAGUGACAACAUGGGCUACGCUUCCUACCUGCUGGAGCAGGACAAGAACCCCGGAGAGUUACCUGGACAGGGAGGUUUCGUCGCUGGUUUCUCCUCCAGUAACCUUGGUGACGUCAGUCCAAACAUCAGGGGACCUCACUGUGUGAACACUGGACUGCCCUGUGACUACCUGAACAGCUCCUGUCCUGUAGGAGGGACUAAGAUGUGUCAGGCGUUUGGACCUGGAGACAACAUGUUUGACAGCACAAGGAUCAUCGGACACAACAUCUACUUGAAGGCCAAGGAGCUGUAUGCUAACGCAGUGGAGGAGGUGACUGGUUUUCUUCACGCUGCUCAUCAGUGGGUCAACAUGACGGAUGUUACUGUUCAGAUCGACAGUACACACACGGUCAGUACAUGUAAACCAGCUCUGGGUCACAGUUUUGCUGCAGGAACAACAGAUGGAGGAGGAGACCUCAACUUCACUCAGGGUGCUGUGGAAGGUGACCCGUUCUGGGAUGGGAUCAGAGACGCUCUCCUGGGCGAGCCGUCCAAUCAGACGCAGGAAUGCCAUCAUCCCAAACCCAUCCUGUUCAGCACGGGGGAGAUGAAUUGGCCUCUGCCCUGGCAUCCUCAGAUUGUCGACGUUCAGAUCAUCACCAUCGGAUCCGUGGCUGUCGUAGCUGUUCCCGGAGAAAUCACCACCAUGGCAGGACGGAGGUUGAGAGAAGCUGUGAAACAGGAGCUGGAGUCCGAGGAGACGCUCAGGGACGUGGACGUGGUGAUCGCUGGCCUCAGUAACGUGUACACUCACUACAUCACCACCUACGAAGAGUACCAGGUGCAGCGGUAUGAAGGAGCCUCCACCAUCUACGGUCCACACACGCUCAGUGCUUACCUGCUCAAAUACCGAGGUCUGGCCAGAGCCAUCGCACAGGACAGAGUGUCGGAGCUGCCGCUCGGCCCUCAGCCUCCCUUCUUUAAGAACCUCUUCAACCUGCUUCCUGUGGCGCCUGCUGACAGGAAACCAGUGAACAGCAGCUUUGGAGACGUCCUGCAGCAGGUUUAUCCCGUCUACAGACAGGGUGAUGUUGUCUCUGUGACCUUUGUAGCAGGAAACCCUCGACACUCUGGAGACAUAAGAGACAGAACUUUCGUUACCGUGGAGAUUUAUGACAACAGAACAGAAACCUGGGAGGUGGUGCACACCGAUGCAUCAUGGGAAACCAGGUUUCACUGGCUGAAGGGUUCGAACCGGCAGAGCAACGCCACAGUGGAGUGGCACGUUCCCCCGUCGGCCUCCAGCGGCUCCUACAGGAUCAAACACUUCGGACACUACAAACAGAUGAAAGCCCUGCGACCCGUCAUCACACCGUACGAAGGCACGUCUGAUGUCUUCAGAGUCACCGCCAGCUUUUACCACCAGUGACAUCACCAGUCCCCGAGCAUCGACUGGACGGAGGUCUUCAGGACUCCCCAGGACUUUGUGUAACCAC
This is a messenger RNA of Toxotes jaculatrix (banded archerfish), 3763 nucleotides long. RefSeq names its product N-acylsphingosine amidohydrolase 2 (gene asah2). The record is from RefSeq and is a predicted model, not a curated record. Gene Ontology annotation, cellular component: extracellular region. The coding region runs from base 1501 to 3696 and encodes 731 amino acids. Gene Ontology annotation, molecular function: N-acylsphingosine amidohydrolase activity. The transcript has 27 exons. Gene Ontology annotation, biological process: long-chain fatty acid biosynthetic process; sphingosine biosynthetic process; ceramide catabolic process. Lineage: Eukaryota; Metazoa; Chordata; Actinopteri; Toxotidae.